AUGUCUGGGCUACCAUCUCCAACCGAGGAGACCAAAAAAAGCCCUCUGGACAUUGCGAUCAGCAGACUGCAACACCAACUUCAGAUUGAGACAAACGAACGCCCAUGGCUUGAACGAGAUGAAAGGGGUUAUCAGAGUCUACAGACCCUCUGUGUUGCCAAUACGUCAGGGGAUACACUGGUCAUAGUUAGGUUCCCGCCUGGAGACUUUGUUGACUGCAGCGGCCACAAGUGGACUAACAAGGAGUUCCUCGUGGAAUCUGGGCAGCUGCUUGCCACCGGGUCAUCAGUCUUCGCAAACUUGCUCUCUCCAAAGGUGCAGGCACAAACAAGACGUCUUCUCAAUGGCGAUUAUGCAAUGUAUCGCUAUGUCUUAGAUCUAACACCGCAGACCGAAGGCGAUGAAUCAGCUUCGAAGGUCGCAGAACUAUCACUGUCUAAUGGGGUAAUAGACUGGUGGAAAUCUCAAUACGUCUUGACGGUUUCCAAGUCCCUCGUGGGUGGACAUGAUGACAACUGCCCUUAUCACAUUGAAGCGCUUAUUGCAGACGAAGAAAACCGAGAGAUGGCACGGCAGAUAGAGGGAUCAAUAGAGCUCAACAAGCUGCAAUACCCACGGUUUAGAAAGAUCUUGGACUACUGCUCAAUUCGCCAUCGAGCUGCUAUUAUCCGCUUGCUUUUGGCUAUAAGCUACAAAGACCUUGUCUUAAACUCCGCUUCGCGAGCAUUCACUAUGACCAUGGUUGCUAGACAGUUCGACUGUGUUAAAGUUGUGGAAGAUCACGUUUUAACGUGGUUGAUGGCUGAGCCGAACCAAAACUUUGUUGAAAUUAAUGCUGAAGAUGCUUUCAAGAUAGCUUGGGUAUUGGAACUACCAGCUAUUGCUCGUAUGGCCUUUCGGGUCAUAGUAGUAGAGAGAGCCAUCGAGAUCCCCUUCGACAAGAUGGCGGGAACUUUCAACAGACGAAAGAUGUCGAUAUUCCAACGCCCACUAGGAAGUCUUGCCGAUGAGCAGGAAACCUGCGUUGAACAUGCUGCACAAAAAUUAAUACAGAGAGCAAAGGAUUUGUUGACUGGGCUCCGGUCCGAAGCUAAAUUCCUCAAAAUCAAGUCAUGGCCAGUUCUUCCCAAAGAGCUCCGUGCCUGGAUGCGCCAAGCUGUGGAGGCGGCUACCGCAAUUCCGGACGACGAUAAUGGCGUAGUACUAUUGCGUCAAGACCUGAAUCGGGCCCGAUACGUAUCGGAAGAUAUGAGAGCUCCGGCACAGGAUAUCUAUACGAAUUUACUUCCAGCCCAAUGGGUACUCACAACCUACUUCUGGGAAUUGAUUAAUUCCUAUAGUACCCCGACUCAUCCUAGGUGGAGCGCCAUUACCUCCAAGUAUCCCUUUCCCGCUCAAGAGUUUGCUACUGCAAUCAACAAGCUCAACGUCCAGUGGGCGUGGCCUCUGCUUGAAGUAAAUAUAGAGAAAACCGGCCCUUUGAUAUUUGGUCUGUCUGAUGAAGAGUUCAAGUUCCUCCCGCUAUGGGCCGGCGGCUUGGAUGAUGGAACAGGGGGAGUUUACCAGGAGGAAAUCCCCAAUGCAGUGUAUGGCUUCCCAAUCGAACCAGGCCCUGUUUUCAUCACCGGAGAGUCCAUUCCCGAUGCUAGAUCGUCGACCCUCGACGAUGCCACCACGAUUUACACCGGUGUUGACACAGUUACUAUGACGGAAGGGUUUUCAGUACAGGCUACUCGCUCACAGGCUAUUAACACUGGUCACGAUAACGCCGAGUAUACCGCGUUAACUACCGCCACCACCGGUCUUUCGCUCGCCGCACCCCAACAUCCCAUCCUUACCUCGAAUAUGGACGUGGACAGUGAUGUUCCAAGGGCACGCGGAGCUCUUCACAUUGAUGAAGAUUUCGAUUGGACUGCUGGUGGCUCAGAGUGUGAUAAUCUGAGCGAUCUAGACUGUUCUGACUCGGACUUCGGCUUUGAGGAGAUCAAGUAUGAGGAUCAAGACGAUAGUAACGCCAUGAACUCGAUGUCCCUCCACUGA
Xylaria bambusicola is the source of this 2040-nucleotide messenger RNA. RefSeq lists its product as uncharacterized. Bases 1 to 2040 code for a protein of 679 amino acids. Lineage: Eukaryota; Fungi; Ascomycota; Sordariomycetes; Xylariales; Xylariaceae. The transcript has 4 exons. The record is from RefSeq and is a predicted model, not a curated record.